CAAGAUACACAUUGUCCGUCUUAUCACUGAAAAUGGCUGAACGAUUGCAUCGUAAUCGCCUAACACUAGCUCCUGUCGAUCUAAAAGUGUUUAUCAAGUGCAAAACAGUGUUCGAUGUUGUGUAGUUACGUUAGUGCUCCGUUAAUUUAGAAAAAAAAAUGUCAUCAGCGUCGUCGGUAACGGGAAGGAAGUUGGUACUGAGCACUCUCCUCGAAACCGACCACUAUGAGAGUUUGAUAAAGGAUCUUACUUGUACAAAGUGCAACCGAUAUAUGAAACCACCGAUAUAUCUCUGUGUGGACGGACACAGCAUUUGCGGUCCAUGCUAUGAUAAGAGCUAUCAGUGUCAUAUUUGCAAAAAAGAAUUCGCGCAGAUUCGUCCAAUGGUACUGGAAUCCCUCGCUAACAAAGUGCUAUUUCCUUGCACAAAUGCUGGCUGCCCGAAACACGCCACGCUGCCUCAAUUGGAAAAACACUCUCCUCACUGCCAAUACCGCAUCAUUAACUGUUUUAUGGCUAGAGUUUACGGUGAGUGUAAAUGGGAAGGUCGCGCUGGCGAAUGGAUGGAUCACUGCUUCGUAGAUCACAAGCAAAGAGUAACAGAGUUGCCAUUCAUCACUGUUAAGGAUAAGUGGGACGCUAAAAGAACGGAACCGGUCCUGAAUUAUUUCCUAUUAAAAUGCUAUGAAAAAGUAUUUAAUGUAUAUCAAAUUUACGACAAGAGAGGGGGAAGAAUGAUGUGGACCGUUUUAGUCAACGAUGACAACGCUGAGAAGUUUUAUUUCGAAGUUGAUAUAUUUCUGCCAAAUAUUCCAUGCAAAAGAAUUGUAUAUAGGCGGCCUUGCAAGUGCGAAAAAGACGCUGAUUUCCUAGAGCACACACAAAACGUGUACGUUCCGGUUGAAAAUGUUUUCUCAAUGCUGGACGAAAAUGAAGCUAUGAAUUUUACUGUCCGAAUUGGUGAAGUCGAAAACUUGCCUUUAUUGGAGACGCCCUCCGCGAGCGAGAGUCUUAUACUACUUAACGACGAAUCAAAAGAGAACUAAUAGAAAAACAUUCUAUUGUACGAGAAUUUUUAACAAUAAUAACCAGAUAUUUUAUUGUAUAGAUUAAAAGCAUUGUGAAUAGUUCAGAUGAACAGGCAUUAUUUGUUACGUUCAAGACUAGAUACUGUAUAUUUCUGCGAAUUGUGCAAUUUAGCUCUGAAUAAAGGCCUAUUUUGAAUAAAAA
Molecule: messenger RNA, 1230 nt
Organism: Melitaea cinxia (Glanville fritillary)
Lineage: Eukaryota; Metazoa; Arthropoda; Insecta; Lepidoptera; Nymphalidae
Product: cysteine and histidine-rich protein 1
Exons: 7
Coding region: 159-1046 (295 amino acids)
Biological process (GO): proteasome-mediated ubiquitin-dependent protein catabolic process; multicellular organism development
Cellular component (GO): cytoplasm
Molecular function (GO): ubiquitin conjugating enzyme binding; ubiquitin protein ligase activity; zinc ion binding
Source: RefSeq, a predicted model, not a curated record